Molecule: messenger RNA, 3342 nt
Organism: Belonocnema kinseyi
Lineage: Eukaryota; Metazoa; Arthropoda; Insecta; Hymenoptera; Cynipidae
Product: serine/arginine repetitive matrix protein 2-like
Exons: 4
Coding region: 1052-2362 (436 amino acids)
Source: RefSeq, a predicted model, not a curated record
GUCGCAAAUUUCGCCAAAAAAUCCAUCAAGUUGAACGCGGUUCGGUGAAAAUCCGACUCCGCCCUGUCGGUUCCUUUAACAGAAUUGAUUUUCGUGGUGCCGCUGUUACGCGAGCGGUAACGCGGACAGUAAACACCCUACGCUUGCAUGGACCUUCAACCUAAUUUUAUUUCUUCCCUCUUUUUCUCGCUUGUUCCAAAAAAUAUAUAUAUACGUAUACAUAACAGAAAAUAGUAACCAAACCAAAGUUUCUAUAAACUUCUCAAACGGAAAACCGUGCAAGGCUGUGUACUGGUUAAAAAAAGCAACUAAAAAUGCUUCUAAUUCCAAGUUUUUUCGCGUGUGAAUUUCAGAUUUCGCUCGGGACCAUAUCGUACAAUCUGGACAGUAUGGACGUGUUGACGCUCGGUUUUCGGGACAUCCGGUUUGUUCUUUUCGGGUUUUGGAAGAAAAUUGGGUCAGUUGCCAAUCGGGUUCGGGAAUUCCGGUCCGUUUUUCAAGAUCUUUCGGGUUUUCGGGACGUCGGUUCGGGUCCCGUUCGCGAUCAGACCCGAAUUUGCCAUCCCGGCCGAUGACAAAUUCGGUAGCUGUUUCCUUUCGGGUCGUCUUUUCUGACCCUCUGGGCAUCGAUCUCGCAAAAUUGGGCCGAAUUCGCGCGGUGAGGCCCUUCGGGUUAACCUCAAAAUUGGCAAUUCAGAGCAUUAAAAAAGUCGCGUAGUUUUUAAAUGGGCCCGGUUUGGCCCGGAGAUGAAAAUGUAAAUUCUGAGAUGCUCGGAAGAUUUUCGAAAAUUUCCUUGAGCUCUUUUCGAUCAGUGUCCACGUCCACUGCCAGUUAUUUUCGGAUCGCGAUUUUCUCGAUGGUAUUGGAGUUUCUGAAUUUUGUAUUCGAAAAUUUGUUCUGGUUUGAUAGUAAGAAAUGUACGAAUAACAAACGACUUUUCGUUUACGGUUUCUGAUCGUAUUUUGAGAACUAACGUGUUCACUAAUCUCGCAGGAGUGCGGAUUACGUCGUUUUUCGCUACUACCAGGAUUUCAAGCUGAGAAGAGAGGAAUGUCACGCGACUAUGACAGCCGCCGCCGCGGGGGCAAUGGCAGCAGUAGUUCUAGCAAGAUGCGCAUGGACACCAACACCUCGCAGUCGAGACCCCACGAUUCAUCAGGUAAGCGCAAGGAGCUCGACAGCGUGAUGCGGAAAGCUCGCGAGUCCCAGUCGAGCUACUGGAACAAGAAGCUCCUCGAGGCGGAAGAACGGGAUCCGAACAGAUGGCGCCACAGCGGUUACAAGGAGCUCUACAUCGGCGGGAGCGGCGAGCCCAGCAGCAGAGGCCAUCCUCGCAGUCCGCGAAGUCCGCGGCCCCGAACUCCGCCGAGGAGUCCUCGGCCCCGGAGUCCACGACCUCGGAGUCCUCGGUCGCCGCGCGAACGUUCUCACACCCGGGCCCGACCAGCCCGGAGUCCGAGCUCCAACAGCACCUGCUCCGACAGAUCUUGCUCCGUCUGCUCGCCGAGGGAGCGUCGACGAGUCGCGGGCAAUUCACGCUCCCGGUCCAGGUCGGCGACGCCGGUCCGAUCACGAGCUCCGGCCAAGGAGGUUGUACCUUCCAGUUCCAGGGCGCCCCCACCCCGGGCCAGACCUCGUUCUCCUCCAGUGCCAAGGCCGCGCACUCCGCCUUUGGCGCCGCAGCCGACGCGUCAUCAGAAGGAGUACAAGGUCAAGGAGAUGAAAGCGAGGAGAAAGGAGAAGCCGAUGGCGAGGAUUCCGGAGGAUCCACGCAUUCCGGAUGGGAUCCCAAUGAUGCACAAGCGCAUAAAGGUGGAGAAGCACACGGGCCAUGGAGAUUCGCCGCCCGUAGUUCACCAUCAUGCUCGUGAAUCUUCUCCCAGCGAAGACAGCGACAGUUCUUCCAACGCUUCACACGUCGGCCCGCCGAAAAUGACUCUCUCCGAAAGGUUCGGAAAAAUGGCACAGUGGAGCGUCGAUCGCCGAGACAUGGAAAACAUGCGUAUCACCAAGGACGGUGAGAACGCGAUGAAGGUGGUGAUCGAGGGCGAGGAGCGGAUCGCCCGACUGGGUUACGAUUCCCCUCCCCCGGGUCACUAUCCCGAAUCGCUUCUCACCCAAGGUCCGCGUGGUCUCGAAUGCUGGGACGACGUCCGCGUUCGCUACGACUAUUACAAAGCGCGAGGUUAUCUCCGGGACUUGAGCCUGGACGAUUACGUCAAGUGGGAGGAGUGGUGGUACAAGUAUCAGGAAUGGUUGGAAGCUGAGCGUUACUACGAACAAUGGGCCUCAAGUCGAGCGGCCGGUGGUGGGGGCGGUGGCCGCAAGAGGCGCGGCAGGCGAAAUAAUGCUAAUCAUUGAGAAAUAAGAAUAACGGCAGAUAAUGAUAUCCACUUAACGAUGCAUCUCCUCUAAUUAUGUUGCAAAGAUUCAACAUACUUUUUGAUUGGACGCUCAGAGAGGGAAAAUUCUCGAUGCAUUUGGGAUCUGCGAUUCUGCGGACGCGAGAGACCAAUGUAAGGCAUGAGAAAAGUAAGAAUCAAAUGCGGCGCCUCCUAGUGAAGCCUGUAACAAGUUCUUGGAACUUAUUAUAGAUUUGCUAGUGAGCUCAAAGAUAUUCUUUGGCGAGGUUCUGCAUUUAGGCUUAUUUUAUAUUUUUUUCCUGAGCGCCCAGUGAAAAAAGUUGAUGACAAGAGUGAAGUGAUUUACUUAAAUUUCAAAUAGAUUCAUACAUUAAUGGAUUGCUAAUACUCAAAAAUCAAAUGAAAUCCUGACGGUAUAUGGAAAGAAAAAGAGAAAAGUCCUGAAAGUACAAGAGGUGUUUAAUAAUUUGGUGGAUUGUUUUUUUUUUUUUUAAUGGUUGUUGCGUAAAGGUAACAACUCGAUAUGAAUAUAAGAGAUAUGUAUGCAAACUAUGGGUAUAUUAUAUUAUAUAUCUAUAUUAUAAUAAAGAAUAUUGUUGCGCUGUCGAGAAAACAUUUUAGUUUUGACGCGACAAAAGUCAGCGAGAACGCUUUUAAUGAAUUUACGUAACCUUAUUACGUCGGGGCGAUUAGACCUGAUCAAAUUUGUAUGCACGCUUAGAAUUUUGAAACGUUUUACGGAAAGGAAGCAGACGGUAGUAUGUGAUACGGGCACAAAUUAUAAUCACACUUCGAUUUUGUCGAACUUUUUUUUCUCUUUGUUCUUCUCUUAAUUUUUUUUUAAAUUAUUCAAGAUUAAUCGUAAUACUUUGAGAUCUUUUUUUCAUUUUGGACGAGAGUUUUGUGUAGGAUUUGACGAUCCCUAAAGACAUCGCGAAAACAGUGACAAAUGUGAAAUAUAAUGUACAUGACAAAAGA